AUGAAAGAUGGGAUAGGUAGCAUAUUGAGACGAGGGGAUGAGGGAAAGCAUUGGCGCAGCCGGACCAGGUCGCAUAUAGCCCCUGAUGUGGUGGCUCCUUCUCAGCCAGUCAAGCAAGGGCAGUGGGCAAAUUUACCUCCGGAAUUGCUUUUGGACAUUAUCCGGAGGGUUGAAGAGAGCGAGACGUCUUGGCCUGCUAGAACAGUUGUUGUCUUUUGUGCUUCAGUUUGUAAAUCAUGGAGGGAUAUAACAAAGGAAAUUGUCAGGCCUCUGGAGGAAUGUGGAAGACUCACCUUUCCCAUAUCAUUAAAGCAGCCCGGCCCCCGAGAUUCUCCAAUCCAGUGCUUUAUCAAGAGGGAUAGGACAACUUCGACAUACCAUUUAUACUUUGGUCUGACACCAUCUGAGAACCAGAGUGACAAACUAUUGUUAGCUGCAAAAAAGAUCAGAAGAGCAACAAGCACCGAAUUUGUAAUAUCCCUGGUUGGGGAUGAUUUUUCACUAGCUAGCAACACAUACCUUGGAAAACUAAGGUCUAACUUUCUGGGGACCAAGUUCACCGUAUAUGACAGCCAACCUCCAAAUGAUGCUGUUGUUCAACAUAAUAGCUUACUGAGUCGAAGAUUUCACUCUAAACGAGUAUCUCCAAGAUUGCCUGCAUGUAACAAUAGUGCUGCAACUGUUUCAUAUGAACUCAAUGUUCUUCGAACAAGAGGUCCCAGGAGAAUGCAUUGCAUCAUGCAUUCAAUUCCUGUCUCUUCUAUUCAGGAGGGGGGUGCUGCCCCAACACCAACAUCAUUUUCACGAAUUAUUGAUGAGAAGUCUUCUCCCCGACUGGUCUCAAAAGGAAAGGAGACAGAAACAUAUUUCAGCUCCCCUAACCAGUCGAGUUUUGGGGAGCCACUUGUUCUUAGAAACAAAGCCCCAAGAUGGCAUGAACAGUUGCAGUGCUGGUGCCUUAAUUUUAAAGGCCGUGUUACAGUAGCUUCUGUAAAGAAUUUCCAACUCGUGGCCACUGUUGAUCCUUCUCUCAACGUACCAGCUGCUGAACAAGAAAAAGUAAUUUUGCAGUUUGGAAAGAUCGGAAAAGACAUCUUCACCAUGGACUAUUGCUACCCUCUAUCUGCCUUCCAAGCUUUUGCAAUUAGCUUGAGCAGCUUUGACACUAAACCUGCCUGUGAAUGA
Fraxinus pennsylvanica is the source of this 1185-nucleotide messenger RNA. NCBI's taxonomy places the organism in Eukaryota, Viridiplantae, Streptophyta, Magnoliopsida, Lamiales, Oleaceae. The record is from the annotation of a GenBank genome assembly.